Messenger RNA from Olea europaea var. sylvestris, 593 nucleotides. RefSeq names its product metallothionein-like protein 1. Bases 110 to 331 code for a protein of 73 amino acids. The record is from RefSeq and is a predicted model, not a curated record. Lineage: Eukaryota; Viridiplantae; Streptophyta; Magnoliopsida; Lamiales; Oleaceae. The transcript has 3 exons. Gene Ontology annotation, molecular function: metal ion binding.
AACCAACAAGUCUAUCAAGAAACGCCUACUUGAGAGCACGCACUGCAAAGAAUUCAUUCAAUUGAUAAAAUCUCUCCACUUAAUUUUUCCUUUCUCACAUCUGAAGAAUAUGUCAUCAGGCUGUAAUUGUGGUUCGAGCUGCUCCUGCGGAAGCAACUGCAGUUGCGGCAGUAUGUACCCGGACGUCGAGAAGAGCACGACAGUUACCAUCAUCGAAGGGAUCACACCAAAGAAGAUGCAGUCCGACGGAUCUGAGAAAAGCUCCAGUGCUGAAGGAGGCCAUGCCUGCAAGUGUGGAUCAAACUGCACAUGUGACCCAUGCAACUGUUGAUGACAGAAUAUGGUUUAAGCCCUUCAAAGUAGCUAUGGAUGAUGUUGUGUGUACUAAACAUAAUAUAAUAAGACAGCCUUAAAUUGGACAAAUUCAUUUACUGGAUUUGUCUGGUGUAGUGUUUACUGGCUAUAUUAUCUCUGUAAUUUAUAUGUUUGCAGUUUGGUUACUGGCUUCAAUUUCUGUGUGAAGACUUGACAUCAAUAUAGCUCCUUUAUUGUUAUGUAAACUUCCAAUCAAUUACCUUGUCCUUUUAGAAGUA